Acanthopagrus latus (yellowfin seabream) is the source of this 2057-nucleotide messenger RNA. It is a transcript of the gene shbg, whose product is annotated as sex hormone-binding globulin. NCBI's taxonomy places the organism in Eukaryota, Metazoa, Chordata, Actinopteri, Spariformes, Sparidae. The transcript has 8 exons. Bases 526 to 1710 code for a protein of 394 amino acids. The record is from RefSeq and is a predicted model, not a curated record. Gene Ontology annotation, molecular function: steroid binding.
CACACACACACACCGAAUAAUAGCCAGCGGUGGUGAAUCAAGGUUUGAGUGUGUAAUGCGUAUACACACGUCAGUAGUCUGACUAAGGUCACUCACCCAGCCUGCAGUCGCGUCCACUCUACAUGAAUUCCUCACAUCGCCAGGAGAUCGACGGACUGGUGGAAACGCACAUUUUAAUAUAAAUUCGGUUUGCUGAAUUUGUGAUUAAUAGGCCUAAUAUUUGAACUGUCCCUAACUGACAUCCCUUUUGUUUGUGCAUUUGUAUUUUCGUUCCACAACCACGCAACCAUGAGGUUCCACUCCUGGAGAUCAAUAACCUGCACUGGUCAAGGCAAUGAUUGACCUCUGGACCUCAGGACAGUGUUCGCAGCACACACCACUGCUUCACACACAGCUCCGGGGUCUCUCUCUCUGCUGCUCGUUCCACUGCCAGCACCUCAGGGAAGCUUGGAGUCCGCAGACCACCCAAGGGCUUCGGGAGAGCGCACACUGGGAGGCCUGCAGGGUGUGUGAAUGCACUGAAGGAUGGCCAUGAUUCGGAAAGAAAUGGCAGGUGGACUACUGCUCACUUUGAGCCUUGCUCUGCUGGCGUGGGGGGCCGAGGGGCAGGGGAACGGACGGGAUAAGAAACAAGUGUCUGGCGGGGCUACCGUCUAUCUCGGCCAGGAUAGAGACUUCUGGACCCCGCUGAUCCACACAACAGUCAACCUCAGUGAUAUCCACAGUAUCAAGUCAUCCUUUCAGUUAAGGACAUUCGACCCAGAAGGUGCAGUUUUCUACGGAGACACCAAAAACGGGCUGGACUGGUUUGUUCUGUCCCUAAAAGACGGUAUUCCUCUGAUGCAGAUCAGCAAAGGAGACGUCCACGUCAGCGUAUCCGGUGGCCCCAAACUCAACGAUGGAAAAUGGCACACGCUGGAGGUGAGCAACCAAGGGAAGUUUGUGGUUCUAGAGGUGGACGGCUCAAACGGGCUGGUGGUGGGAAUGCAGUCCGAACAGACAGAGGAGGUCCUCACAGGAAAACUCCGACUGGCCCUCGGCGGGAUCCUGAUCGACAAGGACGCGAUGAUUGUUCAGUUCGAGCCUCACUUGGAUGGCUGUGUGCGUGAAGGCCACUGGCUGAACCUCAGCGUCCCCUGGGACACAGAGGCGGAGGAGCUCUGGCCCUGCUAUCAAAACGUGCGACCUGGCAGCUUCUUCCCUGGCACCGGAUUUGCGGUUUUCAACACCUCAGUUUUCCCCAUCGAGGCAGAUCGUGUGGUCAAGGCUGAAUUCUGGGGAGAUUUCAGUAAGAUGGAUGGAACCAUUUUAAGCAUCAGGGCUCCUGGGCAAGAGCUGAUGUUCGCUUUAGUGGCCAAUAAUACAACAAAGGAGGUCACGCUCACCUUCGGGGAACUAAAGAUCAGUAUGAAAGACACACUCAAGAAACUGGCGAUAACCUUUCAGGCAGAUUCACUGCGAGUGCUUCAAGAUGAAGACGAAUCAAAGAGCGCUUCGCUUUCUGUCGGUUCAGAGAGCCGCCCUGGAUACUUGAACCUGUGGAGAGAGGGUCGACUUGCUGUUGGAGGUCUAUUAGGUGACGGUGAGGACAACGUCGGCUCCCAGUUCUUGACAGGCUGUCUGGAGAAGCUUCAAGUCCAAGAGAAAGAUUUGGACCUGGAUUUAGCUGUCAAACACAUGUCAGUGUCCUCUCACAGCUGCCCUGCAUAGACCAUGAAAGCACGCAUGUACAGCAUGUGGACUAGAUGUUUGCGGUGGAUUCAUCUGGAUUAAAAAUGGCAUUUUAAAAAAAACUGUAUUGUGAAAAAUUGUCUACUCAAUUUGCUAUAGAGACACAGCACCCUCUACUGGUACUCUCUUACUGGGUCACUUACAGUUAAAUGUGGUAUUUCUACCUAUUAAUCUCUAAAAUGUGGAGACUUGUUAUGUUUUCCAAUAAAUAUUGCAUCCUUUAGCCCCAUUCCAAGAGAAAAUGCUGAUUUAUAUGUGAUGUGAGGGGUGUUGUGACCUUGGUGCGGGCAACAGUAUGUUUCUGAAUAAAAUAUGAUUCUCCUGAA